Messenger RNA from Dibothriocephalus latus, 168 nucleotides. Lineage: Eukaryota; Metazoa; Platyhelminthes; Cestoda; Diphyllobothriidea; Diphyllobothriidae. The record is from the annotation of a GenBank genome assembly.
AGUUAUGAACUUCUGGAAAUUUGCCGAAAAUUACUCCAACUUACCGAAAGUCUCCUGCACGAUCCCUCCUGGCCUGGUACCAACUUUGAGCAAAAUGAGACUGUCUACCGUCUGGUUCACUGUCUGGAAAUGGUGAUGUCGUGGAACUUCCUUCCGGAGCAAAGUUAG